This is a messenger RNA of Pediculus humanus corporis (human body louse), 2529 nucleotides long. RefSeq names its product glycerol-3-phosphate acyltransferase, putative. Gene Ontology annotation, cellular component: mitochondrial membrane. The record is from RefSeq and is a predicted model, not a curated record. Bases 1 to 2529 code for a protein of 842 amino acids. Lineage: Eukaryota; Metazoa; Arthropoda; Insecta; Psocodea; Pediculidae. The transcript has 15 exons.
AUGGCUGGAGUUUUUGAAUUCGUCAUUUUUGGUCUCAUUUUAUAUUGGUUCUUCAAUACCCGUAUGGUCGACGUAUUGACAACGAGAGUGCAAGCCAUGUACACAAAUUGGGAUCAAACUCCUGAUUCGUCAUCUAGUAAAAAAAUAUCGGCAAACACUCUUCGUAAUUACGAUCCAGAAGUUAAAAGGAGUAAAUUUAAAGCUUUCAGUUCGGAUGAUAUAUUUAAAGUAGGAUUAUCCCUAAAUGCGUAUUUUUACAGUUCAAGACUCGCACAUUACGCUUCGAAAAGUUUACAAGUGAAAAACAUAUUGAAAACGGAAACGGAAAAAUCAAGUUUUUUCCUAAUCAGAACAUUUUGUCACAUUGUACACAUUUGGGGUUUUAAAAAGUUUGAAUUUCCACAAGUAUACGAUAAGGUUUUAUCAAGCGUGGCCUUAAAGGGUGCGAUCGGUGAAACAACACGUGAUCUCUAUCAGAACGAAUAUAGAAGCGAAAAUAAUGGAAACAACAAUCAAAAAGAUAAAAAGAGCGAAGAAGAUGUUUAUAAUAAAAUAUAUAAGGCACAAGAAGCGAGAGUGAAAAAUAUAUUAAUUAUAAUGAGAUCGACAUUGUCGGAUUUACUUCUAAGAAUCACUACUUGGGUCGUUUAUAAAUUAUUUCCAAGAUUUCUCAGUUCCGUUUGCCUUCAUCCGUCACAGUUGAAAAUGAUACAAAAAGCAGCCAAAACAAAUUUGCCACUCAUAUUCGUUCCCCUUCAUCGGAGUCAUUUGGAUUACAUUUUGAUAACAUUUGUUUUGCAAAACAUAAAUGUUAAAUCUCCGCUCGUGGCAGCUGGCAACAAUUUGAGAAUACCUGUUUUCGGGUGGUUGCUCAGGGGUUUGGGCGCGUUUUUCAUAAAACGUCGAAUUGAUCCAAGCGCCGGAAAAAAAGACACGCUUUACAGAGCCGUGUUACACACGUACAUGACAGAAUGUUUACGAGCGGGUCAUAACAUUGAGUUUUACAUAGAAGGUGGGAGGACGAGAACCGGAAAACCGUGCAUGCCAAAAGGGGGUUUAUUAAGCGUCAUUGUGGAAGCCUACAUGGAUGGAACCGUCGAAGAUGCACUUUUGGUUCCCGUUUCAAUCAACUACGAUAAAUUGGUCGAUGGAAAUUUUGUCAACGAAUUAUUGGGACAACCGAAACAAAUGGAAACUUUUUCGGCUGCUCUUUCGGCAAUGUGGACCACGCUCAACUCGAAUUACGGCUCGAUAAGAAUUGAUUUCAAUCAACCGUUUUCCCUUAAGGAAUUAGUAAAGUCGUUACAAGGUAAAUCAGGUCGAAUGUCUCUAACGGAUGUUUUUAACAGUAACGAUUCGGAUUCGAGUUCCUCCGUAUCGAAAAAAAAUGGAUACCAAAGAGAAAAAUCAUUUCGGAGUAUUCCGAGUACGACUUCGUUGUACGGAACGGAUGUCGUCGACGAAAAUUCGUUCAAGGCUUGCGCCAUAAUGUCGACAAAUUCCGUCGCGUUUUUGUUGCUCUACAAAUACAGAAAUGGCGUAUCGUUUAACGAAUUAGUCGAAUCGUUUGGCGAACUUCGAAAACAAUUCAAUUCCGAUAAUCGAGAUGUGGGAUUUUCCGGUGAAAAUGAAAACGUUGUCGAACACGCGAUCGAAUUGUUGGGUUCUUCGUUGGUGAAAAGGGAAAAAAGAGGGAAAACGGAUAAUAACGAAUCCGAAACGGUUGAUGAGUACAUUAUACCGGAAGUUGAUUUACCCAACGUCAUUGGAUUGUCAUAUUACAGUAAUACAGUCGUGUCACAUUUUGUCGUGGAAGGAGUCGUUGCAACUUCCAUUUGCAGCGCAUUAAAAUUCGAAUCGGAAAACGAAUAUUGGGUUCAAAAGGACGACAUUGUUAAAAACGCUUUGGAUUUAUGCGACGUACUACAAUACGAAUUUAUUUUCACAAAACCCUGCGAAUCGUUGGAAUAUGCCAUAAACGAAACCAUCGACAAAUUUAAAUUCAUGGAAAUCAUAACGACAAAAGAGACUGGAAAAUUAGGAUACGAAUCGUGGAAUAGUUGGGGUGCGAAAAAUUUUGAAGAUACCGACAACGAUGAUGAUUAUUUUCAUCAAUAUCAUCCAUCCGUCACUUACACCGUUAAUUACAAAAAUAACGAAGAGGAAAAAUUGGAAUUGUUUCACACGAUUUUAAGACCUCUAGUCGAUGCUUAUUUAGCAACCGCAAAGUGCCUAAAUAUAUUAAUUGAAAAAGAAAUGACGGAAAGUGAAUUCGUUAGAGAAGUUUUAAACGAAAUCAAAACACAAUUACAACAUGACGGAUAUUGUUCCUACGGUGAAAGCUCUUCCAACGAACUUGUUAAAAACGCAUUAAAAUUAUUUAAAAAAUGGGGAGUCGUAGAAAUGUACAGUCGAGAUUCUAUAAAACUCGUUUAUUUAAACGACGUUUAUACAAACGACGACGAACUACAACCGAUAAUAAAUAGAAUAAGUCAUUUUAAAUUUUUCAAAGAAGUCGUCACGGAAUGA